Parastagonospora nodorum SN15 is the source of this 552-nucleotide messenger RNA. RefSeq lists its product as hypothetical. The record is from RefSeq and is a predicted model, not a curated record. Gene Ontology annotation, cellular component: EMC complex. Lineage: Eukaryota; Fungi; Ascomycota; Dothideomycetes; Pleosporales; Phaeosphaeriaceae. The transcript has 2 exons. Gene Ontology annotation, biological process: protein folding in endoplasmic reticulum. The coding region runs from base 1 to 552 and encodes 183 amino acids.
AUGUCGACCGCACCGCCGCCGCCCCCACAAUGGGUGCUCGACCUCAGCGCAACACCUGCGAAGUCGAAGAAUGCGUCCCUCCCCGACCCGCCAGGCUACACGGCCGCCAUGACCAAGAAGGAGCGCGCACAGUCAUCGAAGACGGCACGCAAGCCGCCAACGUCAGAAGAGAUGGACACGCUCAAGAUGAAGAAGGCGUGGGAAGUCGCCAUUGGCCCCGCUAAGCAGCUGCCUAUGAACGCUUUCGGAAUGUACAUGACCGGCAACACACUUCAGAUCUUCUCCAUCUUCAUGGUCUACUCGCUCUUCAAGACGCCUGUCAUGGCUGUUCUUGCACUGCAACGCACAUUCGCGCCUUACGAGACGCCUGGCACUUCGGGGCGAUUGAUCGGCGUCAAGAUUAUCUACAUUCUCUGCAACAUGCUGAUGUUGGGUCUCGGUAUCUGGAAAGUCAACGGCAUGGGUCUUCUGCCGACAACGCGAUCAGAUUGGCUGGCAUGGGAGAGCGAAAGGACGUGGUCAGAAAGAGCUGUGCCUAAGGAAUGGUUGUGA